CAGAUUACUACCCAGCUGAAGAGACAGAGAUUACAAUUAAUCACCAGCAAGCUGGCCAGUCCCAACAACUUGUCGUGAAAGGAGUUAAAUUCAUGUUUCAAUCAAAACUCGACGUUGUCCAUAAAAUUCUCUCCACGGAAUCAGACCCCUUGAAUUUUUUGUGCUCCUCGUUCCAGAUUGGCGAUUUACAAAAUGUCGAUCUCAUUUUGUCCGGGAAUUUCGAAAAGAAAGUCCCAGAGGGGGUCGAUUUGUUAAAAAGUUCCAAAAGCGUUUUGGUUCAUGAGCAAGGUAUAGUCUUUUUAAGGUUAUAAAUGGCAGUGGUUACUGAACUGAUAGAGCUAUCCAGCAAUUAUCCAGCAUAAAUAAAGUUAGUUUAGUUUAGGUUUCCUCCUGUAGUAACACUGGAUCACUAAAAGAUGAUCCUUACUUGACCUCUGGGAAGAACAGUUUAGAACUGAUAGAGCUAUCCAGCAUAAAUAAAGUUAGUUUAGUUUAUGUUUCCUCCUGUAAUAACACUGGAUCAAUAAACGAUGAUCCUUACUGGACCUCUAGGAAGAACAGUUUAGAACUGAUAGAGCUAUCCAGUAUCAAUAAAGUUAGUUUAGUUUAGAUUUCCUCUUGUAGUAACACUGGAUCAAUAAGAGAUGACUCUUACUGGACCUCUAGGAAGAACAGUUUGGAACUGAUAGAGCUAUCCAGUAUAAAUAAAGUUAGUUUUGUUUAGGUUUUGUUCUACAGUAUAGUAACACUGGAUUAAUAAAAUAUCUUAAAGAGAACAGCUGUUUAGAACUAAUUGAGCUCAAGUUUAACGUUGUUCACUGUACAAAAUGUUUGUUUUACAGUUCUUCCAAAAGAAACGCCAACGUUGCUACAUUUUGCCGCAUUUUAUAAUUUGAAGAAACUCGCAAAAGCUUUGCUUCGCUGCCCUGGGGCCAAGGAAGCCAUGUCGAUCAAAAAUUGCCAUGGUAACGGGCCUGUCGGCGUGGCUCAACUGAAGAAGCAUAGCGAAAUGGAACAGUUGCUCCAAGACCAUCAGGUCAGUGUGAUUUAAUGUGAUGGUGUGGUAUGGUAUGGUUUGGUGUGAUGUGGUAUGGUAUGGUAUGGUAUACUAUGGUAUGGUAUGGUAUGGUGUGGUAUACUAUGGUAUGGUAUACUAUGGUAUGGUAUGGUAUGGUAUGGUAUGGUAUGGUAUGGUAUACUAUGGUAUGGUAUGGUAUGGUAUGGUAUGGUAUGGUAUGGUAUGGUAUGGUAUACUAUGGUAUUAUAUACUAUGGUAUGGUAUGGUAUGGUAUGUUGUAAGUGACUUGUGAAACGUCUUGAUGAGAACAUUCGUAUUCUUCAACAAUUUAAAAUAAAUGAAUGAUAUUUGGUGAGAAAAUUGAACUUAAAGUAUGUUAAUCAGCAUUUGUAUGUUAAUCAGCAUGAUUCUGUAUCACAUAUACAAACUCCUCCACACUCGUGAUUUCUUUUGUUUGUACAUGAAUUAUUAAUGAAUUUCAAAAGGUAUAAUGUGGUAUGGUAUGGUAUGGUAUGGUAUGGUAUGGUAUGGUAUGCUAUGCUAUGCUAUGGUGUGAUAUGGCAUGGUACGGUGUGGUGUGGUAUGGUAUGGUAUGGUAUGGUAUGGUAUAGUAUACAAAUAAUGAAUGUUUAUGAGUGCAAUGGUAAGAAUAUUUUCAUGAGAUGAAAGAUGGAAUGUUCCAUCUUUCACCGAAUGAAAAUAUUCUUACCAUUGCACGAAUAAAAACAUUCAUUAUUUGUUUUAUAUAAUAGCAAAAUAGACUAAUAUUAAAAGGUUUACUGUAAGCUCCCGCCAUUUUGACGAGUCGUAUUUGCAUUAAAUCCCAUUUACUGAGUUUCGAAUAUCGGGUUAAAAUAAACUGCGAUUCGGGCGGAGUGUUCUCACACAAUUUCGAGUUUUGCCAAUUUCCACGAGUGUCGAUAUAACUGUAUAUCAAUACGGAAAAAAUGUUUUAUAUUUGUUAAAUGUAAUAUGGUAUAUUGAUAUGGUAUGGUGUGUUGUAUGGUGUAAUAUAGUAUGGUGUUGUAUGGUAUGGUAUGGUAUGGUAUGGUAUGGUAUGGUAUGGUAUGGUAUGGUAUGGUAUGGUAUGGCAAAGACAAAGUAUGGUGUGGUAUGACAUGAUGCGACAAAUUUAUUUUAACAGGUUACGUUGGCCAAAUGUUCACCCACUGUUUUAGCGUUCUUGUUUAUAUUCCUCACAGGCUAGUGGAAAUAACGACAAAUUGGCAGAUGAGGACGAAUAUAUGAGCAUGGAGCGAUGCUACGAAAGCUACGUUGAGAUGGGUGGUACAAGUCCUCAGUAUGUUGUACCCGAUUACAGGAAACGUUCUGAAAGUGCAGUGGACGACGGAGAACAGCUCUAUGAGGAUAUGGGAGGCAAAUCUGAGCGUAAGUCAUUAUUUUGCAUGUGUUUGUUUCAUUGCGAGGUUUCGGUGAUUGUUUCGUUGAUGCAAUGAAAAUUAUGGAAACUUUUUAUAAACUCUCGCUUCUCAACUCUCAUUCAACUCUUGCUCUCGUUUGAUCAAGCAAUGGAAGUUCAGAAAACUGUCAUGUAAACUCUCGCUUGUCAACUCUCAUGCAAUGUUGAGAAAACUUUCAUGUAAACUCUCGCUUCUCAACUCUUAUGCAAUUCUUGUUCUCGUUUGAUCAAGCAAUGAAAGUUGAGAAAACUCUCAUGUAGACUCUCGCUUGUCAACUCUCAUGCAACUCUUGUUCUCGUUUGACCAAGCAAUGAAAGUUGAGAAAACCCUCAUGUAAACUCUCGCUUCUCAACUCUCAUGAAACUCUUGUUCUCGUUUGAUCAAGCAAUGAAAGUUGAGAAAACUCUCAUGCAUGUAAACUGUCGCUUCUCAACUCGCAUGAAACUCUUGUUCUCGUUUGAUCGAGCAAUGAAAGUUGAGAAAACUCUCAUGGAAACUCUCGCUUGUCAACUCUCAUGCAACUCUUGUUCUCGUUUGAUCAAGCAAUGAACGUUGAGAAAACUCUCAUGUAGGUUCUCGCUUCUCAACUCUCAUGCAACUAUUGUUCUCGUUUGAUCAAACAAUGAAAGUUGAGAAAACUCUCAUCUAAACUCUCGCUUCUUAACUAUCAUGCAACUCUUGUUCUCGUUUGAUCAAGCAAUGAACGUUGAGAAAACUCUCAUGUAAACUCUCGCUUCUCAACUCUCAUGCAACUCUUGUUCUCGUUUGAGCAAGCAAUGAAUGUUGAAAAAACUCUCAUGUAAACUCUCGCUUGUCAACUCUCAUGCAACUCUUGUUCUCGUUUGAUCAAGCAAUGAACGUUGAGAAAACUCUCAUGUAGGUUCUCGCUUCUCAACUCUCAUGCAACUAUUGUUCUCGUUUGAUCAAACAAUGAAAGUUGAGAAAACUCUCAUCUAAACUCUCGCUUCUUAACUAUCAUGCAACUCUUGUUCUCGUUUGAUCAAGCAAUGAACGUUGAGAAAACUCUCAUGUAAACUCUCGCUUCUCAACUCUCAUGCAACUCUUGUUCUCGUUUGAGCAAGCAAUGAAUGUUGAAAAAACUCUCAUGUAAACUCUCGCUUGUCAACUCUCAUGCAACUCUUGUUCUCGUUUGAUCAAGCAAUGAACGUUGAGAAAACUCUCAUGUAGGUUCUCGCUUCUCAACUCUCAUGCAACUAUUGUUCUCGUUUGAUCAAACAAUGAAAGUUGAGAAAACUCUCAUCUAAACUCUCGCUUCUUAACUAUCAUGCAACUCUUGUUCUCGUUUGAUCAAGCAAUGAACGUUGAGAAAACUCUCAUGUAAACUCUCGCUUCUCAACUCUCAUGCAACUCUUGUUCUCGUUUGAGCAAGCAAUGAAUGUUGAAAAAACUCUCAUGUAAACUCUCGCUUGUCAACUCUCAUGCAACUCUUGUUCUCGUUUGAUCAAGCAAUGAACGUUGAGAAAACUCUCAUGUAGGUUCUCGCUUCUCAACUCUCAUGCAACUAUUGUUCUCGUUUGAUCAAGCAAUGAAAGUUGAGAAAACUCUCAUCUAAACUCUCGCUUCUCAACUAUCAUGCAACUCUUGUUCUCGUUUGAUCAAGCAAUGAACGUUGCGAAAACUCUCAUGUAGGCUCUCGCUUCUCAACUAUCAUGUAAAUAAAUUACUUUCUAUUCUAACACUAUAGCUGAAGAGCUGUAUGAUACGCCUCGCUCGGAAACUGAAGAUCGUUUUGAAGGGUACGACGAGGAAUUAGACCAAAACGAGAACACAUUGCAACAACGGGAAUCGGCCAUGCAAAAGCAGAUUGAUGAAUAUAAAGUGUUUGGAAGAAUGACUGAGAAGGAGGUUCAAUUGGCUUUGCUCAUGAAGCGUGUCAAGGAAAGAUAUAUCACCCAAGAGCAAGCCCUGGAGAUGGCUCGAGUUCUCCGUCUUGAUGUACGAGCAUUUAAAUAUAGCUAAGUCUAAACUAAACUAACUUUGUUUGUACUGGAUAGCUCUAUCAGUUCUAAACUGUUCUUCCUAGAGGUCCACCAGUAAGGUGAUCUCUAUUGAUCCAGUGUUACUACAGGAGGAAACCUAAACUAAACUAACUUUAUUUAUACUGGAUAGCUCUAUCAAUUCUAAACUGUUCUUCCUAGAGGUCCAGUAAGGUGAUCUCUUAUUGAUUCAGUGUUACUACAGGAGGAAACCUAAACUAAACUAACUUUAUUUAUACUGGAUAGCUCUAUCAAUUCUAAACUGUUCUUCCUAGAGGUCCAGUAAGGUGAUCUCUUAUUGAUUCAGUGUUACUACAGGAGGAAACCUAAACUAAACUAACUUUAUUUAUACUGGAUAGCUCUAUCAGUUCUAAACUGUUCUUCCUAGAGGUCCAGUAAGAAUUAUCUCUUAUUGAUCUAGUGUUACUACAGGAGGAAUUACCUAAACUAAACUAACAUUAUUUAUACUGGAUAGCUCUAUCAGUUCUAAACUGUUCUUCCUAGAGGUCCAGUAAGGAUAAUCUCUUAUUGAUCCAGUGUUACUACAGGAGGAAACCUCAACUAAACUAACAUUAUUUAUACUGGAUAGCUCUAUCAGUUCUAAACUGUUCUUCCUAGAGGUCCAGUAAGAAUUAUCUCUUAUUGAUCUAGUGUUACUACAGGAGGAAUUACCUAAACUAAACUAACAUUAUUUAUACUGGAUAGCUCUAUCAGUUCUAAACUGUUCUUCCUAGAGGUCCAGUAAGGAUCAUCUCUUUUUGAACCAGUGUUACUACAGGAGGAAACCUGAACUAAACUAACUUUAUUUGUACUGGAUAGCUCUAUCAGUUCUAAACUGUUCUUCCUAGAGGUCCAGUAAGGAUAAUCUCUUAUUGAUCCAGUGUUACUACAGGAGGAAUUACCUAAACUAAACUAACUUUAUUUAUACUGGAUAGCUCUAUCAGUUCUAAACUGUUCUUCCUAGAGGUCCAGUAAGAAUUAUCUCUUAUUGAUCCAGUGUUACUACAGGAGGAAUUACCUAAACUAAACUAACUUUAUUUAUACUGGAUACCUCUAUCAGUUUUAAACUGUUCUUCCUAGAGGUCCAGUAAGGAUAAUCUCUUAUUGAUUCAGUGUUACUACAGGAGGAAACCUGAACUAAACUAACUUUAUUUGUACUGGAUAUCCCUAAUACUGUAGUUCUAAACUGUUCUUCCUAGAGGUUUAUAUUACCAGGGCUUCAUUAUUUGUCUUCUUCGCUUAGCCUCAAGUACCGUCCACGGACUCAAAAAAGAAAAAACCCAGAGUAAAGAAAAGAGUCUCUGGUGAGUUGCCCUCGGAGGAGGGGGAACGAGGGGAGGGCACUGAACUAUAAAUAAACUGGAAGGCUAACUCAGGGGGGAAAUUGAAGCCUGUGUAUUUUAGUUUUUCUGAGUUAUGAGCAGAAAUACUCAACACUUAACGUUGGGCAAUAUAUCAAAUUGAAGCUAUUGAAAAACGCUAUUUGGUGUAGAAAUUUCAAGACUUUAGCUAAAAGGGAAAUAUUGAAAAACUACAAACAUAAUUACCGAUAAUUUGCCGUUUUGCAGUUGUUUUUGUAUUUUUUAAAUAUUUCUCUUUUGGCUGAAGUCUUGAAAUUUCCACACCGGAUAGCAAUUUUCAAUAGCUUCAAUUUGAUAUAUUGCCCGACGUUUGGGGUCAAGUAUUUCUGCUCAUAACUCAGAAAAACUAUUUUGGCUUCAUCAAAUCAUAGGCCUUCAUCAUAGCAGUUAGCCUUCCAGUUUAUUUAUAGUUCAAUGGGGGAGGGUACUUACAUUCCUUAGACAGGGAUUUAGUCUGCAACCCCCUCAAACGUGCUUGGCCAACGCCCGGUGAGUUGCCGAGCGAGAACUUUUUCGUGAAGAAUGCCUCACAUACUGUAAACGUUCAUGUCUUGCAAACAAAGUCAGAACAUUGAAAACUGCCAAAGCGUCAUUCUAAACUACACACGUAAAAACGCCCAAGUUGUUAGAGGUCUGCAAACAAGUUGUUACAAAUCUGUUCACAAGCUGUCGACAAGUUGUGUUCGCACUGCUUGUUCCCAGUUGUCGUAACAAGUUUUGCACAAGCUGUUAACAACUUGUAACAAGCUUGAUGCAUUAUCAGACUUGUUACAAGGUUGUUCUAACAAGUCUGAUACAGUCAUGAUAUAACAAGAAUGUUACAAGGUUGUUCUAACAAGUCUGAUACAGUCAUGAUAUAACAAGAAUGUUACAAGGUUGUUCUAACAAGUCUGAUACAGUCAUGAUAUAACAAGAAUGUUACAAGGUUGUUCUAACAAGUCUGAUACAGUUAUGAUAUAACAAGAAUGUUGCAAGGUUGUUCUAACAAGUCUGAUACAGUCAUGAUAUAACAAGAAUGUUACAAGGUUGUUCUAACAAGUCUGAUACAGUCAUGAUAUAACAAGAAUGUUACAAGGUUGUUCUGACAAGUCUGAUACAGUCAUGAUAUAACAAGAAUGUUACAAGGUUGUUCUAACAAGUCUGAUGCAGUCAUGAUAUAACAAGAAUGUUACAAGGUUGUUCUAACAAGACUGAUACACUCAUGAUAUAACAAGAAUGUUACAAGGUUGUUCUAACAAGUCUGAUACAGUCAUGAUAUAACAAGAAUGUUACAAGGUUGUUCUAACAAGUCUGAUACAGUCAUGAUAUAACAAGAAUGUUACAAGGUUGACGACACAAGGUUGUAACAAUAUUGUUAUACCUUGACUGUAUCGGACAUGUUCGAACAACCUUGCAACAAGCCUGAUAAUAUCAACAAGGUUGUUACAAGUUGUUAACAGCUUGUUCCAAACUUGUUGACAACUUGGGACAAGCAGUGCGAACACAACUUGUUCACGGCUUGUUGGCAGACUUGCUACAAGAUGUGAGAUUUUUCCGUGUGUAGAGGACGAAAUUAAUUAAUCUCCGAAAUUGAGUUUUCCGUGUUUAAUGAUGAACUGAUGAUUUUGAAAGCUCUUGAAAUUCAGCGUACAGUGCCUGACUAUUUGAUUAUUUUUUAUUUAGUUCCGAAUAUAAGUGACCUGCCGGAAAGGAAGGUUAGCCUUAUACUUGUUUUAUUGCUUCUCUUUGGUGUACCAUCUAGAAUCUCUUCAUUUUAGCAUUAUUUUACAGAUAAAGCACUAAACAUACUUUUUAAGUUUGUUUGCCGCUUGGGAAACGUUUCAAAAAUUUUAAAACAUUGAGUAUAGUCAUAACCAAUGGACCAUUUGCAUUAUAGACUAAAUUUUGAUCUAGACAAAAAUUUCAUCACAGCUUGAAAGGGCAACGCUACGCAAAAUUAGUAAUAUUCCCAAGUUUCGUUGCGAAAUGUUGUAAAAUGCGGAUAAUAUAGCCUUGCGAAGUUUGCCGUUUUUCAGUCAUUUUGUACACGGGAAAUUGACAGCCCAAUCGGGUGUUGGGACAUCAAUUUCCCGUUUGUAAUACAAAAUAACUGAAAAUUGCGAACUUCGCAAGGCUAUAUUAUCCGCAUUUUACAACAUUUCGCAACGAAACUUCGGAAUAUUACUAAUUUUGUGAUGCUCUUUCAAGCUGUGAUGAAAUUUUUGUCUAGAUCAAAAUUUAGUCUAUAAUGCAAAUGGUCCAUUGAAAAAGUAUAUUCAUUAUAGUUUUGAGCGCGUGUUACAUAACCUACAAAAGAUUUCCCUCUUAAUGGCACCUUGACCAAGUAUUUAUUUUUUGUCGUAAUUUAGACGCAGUCGUUGCCGAGAACUAUGUCAACCAGCUCUGGUUCAAGUAAGUCUGAAUUCAGUUUUUCUGGAAAUUUCAUCUCUGAGAAUGGUUUUGUAAUAGAAUUGGAACAACCCUACAUGGCCCAAUCCCUAUAUUAGCCGGGUUCCGAAGUUGAUGAGUGGACUGGGGGACGAGUGUUAAAAAGUGCCCAAAUUAAGAAAUGAACCAAAUCACUAAAAAGACCACCUCAAAAUUGGUAAGUAUACAAAGUUUGAAGACGUUUACACGAAUACCCUUCGAAUAAUAAGCUUUCGAAAAUCGUGAAAUUACUGAUUAAAAUUAGACUGUUUUUGGGACGCGCGUCCCCCAAAACAAAAAUUAGAGUACAUUUUAUAGUAAAUAUCGCGAUUUUCGAAAGCUUAUUAUUCGAAGGGUAUUCAUGUAAACGUCUUCAAAAACUUUGUAUACUUACUAACUUUGAGGUGAUCUUUUUAGUGAUUUGGUUCAUUGCUUAAUUUGGGCACUUUUUAACACUCGUUACCAGUCCGCUCAUCAACUUCGGAGUGGCUGAUUGUGUACGAAACAUCGGGCUAUGACCAUUCUAUCCUACACAGUUGCAAUUUUAACUUGCUUAAUGUUUUGUUACUUAGGCGUUAGUAGUACUAGCAGUGUCGGAAGUACGGGAUCUGGUUACGCGGUUAGUAUAUCACCAUGAAAUAUUUUUUCCCAAAAUUUUAAUAUUCAUGAAUAUAGCGCCAUGGUACACUCGUAAAUAUCUCACAUCUUGUAGCAAGUCUGCCAACAAGCCGUCAACAAGUUGUGUUCGCACUGCUUGUCCCAAGUUGUCAACAAGUUUGGAACAAGCUGUUAACAACUUGUAACAACCUUGAUGGCAUUAUCAGACUUGUUACAAGGUUGUUCCAACAAGAUCGCUACAGUCAUGGUAUGACAAUAUUGUUACAACUUUGUGUCGUCAAACUUGUAACAUUCUUGUUAUAUCAUGAUUGUAUCAGACUUGUCGGAACAAUUAACCUUGUAACAAGUCUGAUAGUGCCAUCAAGCUUGUUACGAGUUAUUAACCUUGUUGACAUUAUAUUGCGAUACAUAUUGAUAAUCCGAUACAGUCAUACAACAAUAUUGUUGCAACCUUGUCUCGUCAACCUUGUAACAUUCUUGUUAUAUCAUGACUGUAUCAGACUUGUUAGAACAACCUUGUAACAUUCUUGUUAUAUCAUGACUGUAUCAGACUUGUUAGAACAACCUUGUAACAUUCUUGUUAUAUCAUGACUGUAUCAGACUUGUUAGAACAACCUUGUAACAUUCUUGUUAUAUCAUGACUGUAUCAGACUUGUUAGAACAACCUUGUAACAUUCUUGUUAUAUCAUGACUGUAUCAGACUUGUUAGAACAACCUUGUAACAUUCUUGUUAUAUCAUGACUGUAUCAGACUUGUUAGAACAACCUUGUAACAUUCUUGUUAUAUCAUGACUGUAUCAGACUUGUUAGAACAUCCUUGUAACAUUCUUGUUAUAUCAUGACUGUAUCAGACUUGUUAGAACAACCUUGUAACAAGUCUGAUCAUGGCCUUAAAGUUUGUCGUAAGUUGUUAACAGCUUGUUCUAAACUUGUUACAACAACUGGGAACAAGCAGUGCGAACACAACUUGUCGACAGCUUGUAAACAGAUUUGUAACAACUUGUUUGCAGACCUGGAACAACUUGUGCGUUUUUACGUGUGUAAUAAACAAGGUUGACGAGUCCAAUAAACUUGCAACAAGUUGUUCCAACAAGUUGUUCCAACAAGUCUGAUAUCGUCUGCACGUAACAAGUUGAUGACAAUAAUCUUGUUGCAAUUUGUUACGAACAGCCUGUAUUAGUCUUGUUGGAACAACUUGUAGCAAGUCUGUUACCGUCAUCAAGCUUGUAACAAGGUGAUAACAACUUGUUCCAGACUUGUGACAACAACUGGGAACAAGCAGUGCGAACACAUCCUGAUAUCGGCUUCACAACAACCUUGUUGCAACUUGUUUGCAGAUCUGAAACAACUUUCGCGUUUUCACGUGUAGGUUGUCUGUUAUAUUUAACAAAUAUAAAACAUUUUCCGUGUUGAUAUACAGUUAUAUCAACACGAGUGGAAAUUGGGAAAACGAGAAAUUGCGUGGAAACACGACGCCCGAAGGGCGGAGUGUUUUCACACAAUUUCGAGUUUUCCCAACUUCCACGAGUGUUGAUAUAACUAUAUAUCAAUACGGAAAAAAUGUUUUAUAUUUGUUUUAUAAUAUAGCAAUGUCAAAAGCCCGAAGAAUAAGAACAAUUUCCGUGUUACAAGCGGCAGAAAAUUUCCCGUGUUGACAUGGAGUUAUAUCAACACGGCUCUUAGCCAAUCAGCGUUCACAAUUUACAAAUGCUAUAUUAUAAAUUCUCAUUGCUCGCUUUUUCAUACAAUAUCUUUAACUGAAGUAAUAGCAUAGCCACCUCGAAAUCCUUUGUCUCACGAGAUGCGACUAAUGACUAAUUUAGCUUGUUGCUAAAACAUGAGGGACGAUUAGAAACUAAUCAUCCAACGGGACGUUUAGUUACUAAUCGUCGUCCCUCAUCUUUAUACUGUACAUAACCUCAAUUAAAUAUUUAACAGACAUGAAAAAUCAACCGUAACUUAAUUAACAAACAUCCCAAUAGUCAUUAGUAGAGACCUUACGAUUUUAGGACAGCAACGCGACGGCAACGGCUACCAAUACAAUAGAUCACUGAAAAUAAUUGAAUAAUUACAAUAUAUGAAUAAUUUAGACAUUGUUCUCACUCUGUUUACAACGCCAAACAACAUAUUUUCGCGUCUUGAUACAACGGCUGCAUUCCAAGCCGCAACAAGUGUAACUUCAAACUGGGUUUAGCAGAACUCUUCCCAACCAUAAAACCCAUCUCUUCAACUUCUAAAACUGUAUUAAAUUCAUACGAUUGAUAAUAUACCACGAACUAUCGUUACUACCAUUUAUUUGAAGGAGUUUGUUUUGGCCGUCGUCGUCGCGUUGCCGUCCUAAAAUCGUAAGGUCUCUAGUGUCAAAAAACAAACGCGCCUUUUCAUUUCAACUUAUUCAAUCGAAUGAAACCGUUUUAUUGUCUCGGUAGCUAUGAUAUUACAAAGUGAUAGCAUGGCAUUACGGUCGAUCAGUGAAGAAAUGCCCCUCAAGCCUUUAGUAAAAAACUUCAGUAAAAGUUUUACUAAACUUCUCUCGGCUUUCUGCCAUGCUAUUACUUAUAAGAAUAUUAAGAAUAAUUAUCAGCCCCGACGAACAUUCUCGGAUUUCUAAUAUAAUUUGUCUUUGUCUUCUUUUCGUAGAGUGAUGGUAUUAACAGCCGACCACCGGCCCUAGCUAAGCCUAAGGUAUAAAAUUUUUAACUUUAUUUCUCAACCGGCAAAUAGAAAAUGUUUCAUUUCCCUGGAAUAAAAAAUAAGACGUUGUUGGCAAUUUUUAAAACUUUAAUUUUUUAUUUCAUUACAUAGAAACCCGCUGGUGGAUUCAGUUAUCUUGGUCAACCUCAGGUGUCACCAAAGAAAACAGGUAAAAUAUGACAGAGUAAUCUAUGAUAGGACAAUUAUAAUAUUUUUUGUACAAUAGGAGAUGAUCCUUACUGGACCUCUAGGAAGAACAGUUUAGAACUGAUAGAGCUAUCCAGUAUAAAUAAAGUUAGUUUAGUUUAGGUUUCCUCCUGUAGUAAUAUGCAAUUACUUUAUGGUUUCCGUGUUUGGAUGGCCUGAUCCAAACACGCGGGAAUGUUGCGAGGGUUAAGAAAAGCGAGCGAAAACACGAGCCGAAGGCGAGUGAUUUUGCCCGCUUUUCUUAACUCGAGCAACAUUCCCAAGUGUUUGGAUCAGGCCAUCCAAACACGGAAACCAUAAAGUAAUAGUUUUAUAAAAUAACAACAACACGAUAGUCUUCCGUGUUUGGAUGGCCUGCUCCAAACACGGGUUUCGACCAAUCAGAAUACGCGUUAUAUACAUGUUAUUUUAUAACACUGGAUCAAUAAGAGAUGAUCCUUACUGGACCUCUAGGAAGAACAGUUUAAAACUGAUAGAACUAUCCAGUAUAAAUAAAGUUAGUUUAGUUUAGGUUUCCUCCUGUAGUAACACUAGAUCAAUAAGAGAUGAUCCUUACUGGACCUCUAGGAAGAACAGCUUACAACUGAUAGAGCUAUCCAGUGUAAAUAAAGUUAGUUUAGUUUAGUUUUGCUCCUGUAGUAACACUGGAUCAAUAAGAGAUGAUUCUUACUGGCAUGGACCUCUCUAGGAAGAACAUGCAGUUUAGAACCGAUAGAUUUAUCAAGUAUAAAUAAAGUUAGUUUAGUUUAGGUUUCCUCCUGUAGUAACACUGGAUCAAUAAGAGAUGGUCCUUUAUACUGGACCUCUAUAGGGAGAACAAUUUAGAACUGACAGAGCUAUGCAGUAUAAAUAAAGUUCGUUUAGUUUAGGUUUCCUUAUUUUGAUUAACAUUUCUUUUUAUUGAUCAUUUAGUUGCUCCACCUCCAACCGCGCAACGAAAACCGCCAACCCGGACUCCGUCUGAUCCGGCUCCCCCCGUCCCGUCCCGCCGAGGACCAAGGCGGUAACCCUGGAUCUACAGUGAAGAUGUCCGCGAUUAAUGAUUGUGGGAUGCAGCUGGUCUACAUCCCUAUUUCGAACGACUUUUUGCGUCGUCUGCUUUCGUUUCACCUAACAAGAAAGCUCUGCUUCGCGAGUAAGGCCCGACAAUUGAACGAGUUGUUUGUAUGAGUCGUGAUAUCAAAAUUAAGACGCUGUUUAUGUUGCCCGAUUUGCAACACAGCCCAGAAAGCGUGAAAUUGGGGAGCGGUCAUUAUUUAUGUCGGGGGAGGGGGG
This is a messenger RNA of Paramuricea clavata, 12996 nucleotides long. NCBI's taxonomy places the organism in Eukaryota, Metazoa, Cnidaria, Anthozoa, Malacalcyonacea, Plexauridae. The record is from the annotation of a GenBank genome assembly.